GAGGGUUCAGCAAUGGCGGAGCUCCGGCAUUCGGCGUCGAUGGGGAGCCGCGCCUCAUCCUCUCCGGCCAAGCGCGACGCCGCCGCCAUCCCCCUCACCUUCGAUCGCCACCGAGAUCAUCCCUCCGGCGACUACGACGAUGAUGAUCCCCGCCGCGAUCGAGAUCGAGAUCCACUUCGUUUCCUCCCUCCUUCUCUUCGAUCUCUCAUUCACCUUGACGAUGCUAGGGCUCUUGCUUCUUCUCACUCUAGGAUCCUUGCCGUGCUGGGUUUGAUCCUGUGUGUUGCGGCGCUUGUGUCACUCCCUUCACUCUGGAGUCGCCUGACCGCACCGUAUUUAUGCACCAAGGAUGGAAUUGUGCUUCGGUGUCCAUUUGUAAAAGAGCCACCUUCUCUCUGGGAGAAUCCACACUCCGCAACUACUUCAUGGAAGCCAUGUGCUGAACGCCAGGAGAAUGAGAUUUCAGAUCUUCCACCUGAGAAUGAAACUUCGGGUUAUAUAUUUAUUCAUGCUGAGGGUGGCUUGAAUCAACAGCGUAUUGCUAUAUGCAAUGCUGUGGCUGUGGCCAAAAUUAUGAAUGCAACUCUUAUAUUGCCAGUUCUGAAGCAAGACCAAAUCUGGAAAGAUCAAACGAAGUUUGAAGAUAUAUUUGAUGUCGAUCAUUUCAUUGAGUAUUUGAAGUACGAUGUUCAUAUAGUACGUGACAUUCCUGACUGGUUUCUAGACAAAACAGAGCUUUUUACAAGUAUAAGGCGUACGGUAAAAAACAUUCCAAAGUAUGCCCCAGCGCAGUUUUAUAUUGACAAUGUACUUCCAAGAAUUAAGGAGAAGAAAAUCAUGGCUCUGAAGCCUUUUGUUGAUAGGUUGGGGUAUGAUAAUGUUCCCGCUGAAAUAAACAGGCUGAGGUGCAGAGUCAACUAUCAUGCUUUGAAAUUUUUACCGGAGAUUGAGGAAAUGGCAAACCUUUUAGCUUCCAGGAUGAGAAACCGAACAGGCAGUUCAAACCCUUACAUGGCACUGCACCUUAGGUUUGAGAAAGGAAUGGUAGGACUUUCCUUUUGUGAUUUUGUUGGAACUAGAGAAGAGAAAGCAAUGAUGGCAGCAUAUAGACAAAAGGAAUGGCCAAGGCGAUAUAAGAAUGGAUCUCACCUCUGGGAACUAGCCCUUCAGAAGCGAAAAGAAGGGCGCUGCCCCCUUGAGCCUGGAGAAGUUGCUGUGAUACUACGGGCAAUGGGAUACCCUAAAGAGACACAGAUAUAUGUUGCUUCCGGACAGGUUUAUGGUGGUCAAAACAGGAUGGCUCCUCUCAGAAACAUGUUUCCCUAAUUUGGUUACUAAAGAGGAAUUGGCUAGUAACAAGGAACUAGAUCAUUUCCGAAAACAUGUAACAAGUCUCGCUGCGCUAGACUUCUUGGUUUGCUUAAAGUCCGAUGUAUUUGUGAUGACUCACGGUGGCAAUUUUGCCAAGCUGAUAAUUGGAGCCCGUAGAUACAUGGGACAUCGUCUGAAAUCCAUAAAGCCGGACAAGGGGAUCAUGUCGAAAUCUUUUGGGGACCCCUACAUGGGAUGGGCACCUUUCGUCGAUGAUGUUGUGGUGACACACCAGACCCGAACUGGUCUUCCUGAGGAGACAUUUCCUAACUAUGAUUUGUGGGAGAAUCCUCUAACACCAUGCAUGUGUAGAGCAUAGGUCGAAAAACAAUGUUAUUAU
Messenger RNA from Dioscorea cayenensis subsp. rotundata (Guinea yam), 1711 nucleotides. Its product is annotated as protein PECTIC ARABINOGALACTAN SYNTHESIS-RELATED-like. The record is from RefSeq and is a predicted model, not a curated record. NCBI's taxonomy places the organism in Eukaryota, Viridiplantae, Streptophyta, Magnoliopsida, Dioscoreales, Dioscoreaceae. The transcript is spliced from 11 exons. The coding region runs from base 13 to 1326 and encodes 437 amino acids.